UUCCCUGUGCGCACCGACAAAGAAUGACCGAACAGCAUUUUCUGCAGUUUUAAUCUUAUCGGUUUAUUCACAAUAGAUAGUGAAUAUUAAUACAUGCAUUUCUUAUACUGGGUUUUGGAUAGUGAGUAACAGUCUUCAGAUUUCUCCAAUCAGAAGAAUCAGUUAUUCCGAUUCCAUGGAAAACAGAGGUGAAUAUGUAAUGUUUUCAAAAGAGACAUGCCUGUUGGACACCACAUCAGAGAAACUGAAGAAAGAGCUGGAGGAAGAGUUGAAACUCAACAGCCACAACAUACAGAGUCAUGGCUGGUACCAUGGACGUUUACCUUGGGAGGUUGCUGAGUCACUAGUGCUACAGGAUGGGGAUUUCCUGAUUCGUGAUUCUCUAACAAGUUUGGGAGAUUAUGUCCUAACCUGCCGCUGGAAUCAGAAGCCUCUCCACUUCUUGAUCAGCAAAGUUCUGCUUAGGUCCAGCGACACAUACACACGAAUACAGUAUGUUCUAGAAGGAGAGCAGUUUGACUCCAUUCCAGCAUUGGUCAAUUUCUGUGUGGGCAGCCAGACACCACUUACCCAACACAGUGGUGCGCAUGUAAUUUCUCCAGUCAACAGAACUGUACCACUGCGUUAUCUGGAGACAAUGUUUGGUCAGACUAGUCAUGAGGGCACGCCAUUAAACUCCCCCCUGCACAGGAAGGGAAGUCUUGUAGUGGCAGAGGCUCUGGCAUUCGAGUUAAUAAACCCUCAGAGGGAGGCAGUCAAGAGCUUUGUUGGCAGCUUGGAACAGCGUGUUGUAGUGACGUCAUCCCCAAACCCAAUGAAUACAGUCUACAGAGGUAAAAGAAGUCCAUCACGCAAUAGGAAGUUUGUUGUAGUCCCUUCAUCGCCUGUUUUGCAAAGACCCAGCAACAUGCACCUUUGUACAUCGCCAAAUGAAAGUACAAUCAUUUAUUUGGAGCCUACAGACAGCAUGUUGUCUUCCAGCAGUGAGUCCUGUCAAAGCACUAUUGCAGACCCCAGUGUCCUGCCAUCGAAAACAGGCCUUUAUCCGCUGAGCCUUGCUCAUAUAAAGUCACCCUUCAGAGGACAAGAAGAACAGACAGUACCAGGCUUCAUGGAUGAGGACAAUGAGGAUUAUUUAAUGCCACUUGUAAUUGAAACAGCAUCCAGUUUCAGGCCAAGCAUGUACCAGUCACCAGUGCUCCCUUCAGAGAAUAAACCACUGGAAGCAAGACUGUUAAAGAGAGCAAAGGAGGUGCUUUUAGAUGCUGAUACAAAGACGAUGGCCAUGCACAUCACCAAAAUCGACUGCAUGGUUGCUCGCAUAUUGGAUUUAUCCUGUGAGAAUAUAAAAGGGAUGGCUGUGUGCUCAGGACUGGAGCUGAUCACACUUCCACAUGGCCAUCACCUCCGACAAGACCUGCUGGAAAGGUUCUAUACCAUGUCCAUAAUGCUAGCCAUGGUGCUGUUGGGUUGCACAGGCAGUGUGGAGGAAAGAGGCUCCUUACUAAACAAAAUUGUCUUAUUGGCGUCAGAGCUGAAGACUAACCUGGGAAACAUGUUUGGCUUUGCUGCAGUUAUGAGAGUCUUAGAACUACCACAGGUUGUUCAUUUGGAGGAGACGUGGACAGCUUUAAGGCAAAAAUACACGGAAAGUGCAGUUCUGUAUGAGAAAACCCUCAGGCCCUCUUUGAAGAAAAUGAAUGAUGGAAAAGUGCUCUGUGAGCCAUCAGAGACAACUGUUCCACAUGUACUCCCUCUGUUGCUCCUGCUCGAGAAGAGCACCAUGAUUGUUGAAGGGUCUGAGUCCUGGGAGAGUCUCGACUCUGGAAUGGACUCUGUGCUGUGUCAUUUAAACUCUGCUCGUACCAUCGCAUGCCAUGGAGAGACAUACAGUUCGAAUUCAAAUGCAAAACUACUGGGUUUCCAUGAACAGUCAGAUGUACUAGAAGUUUUUCUGACUGAGUUCCAGAUGCGUCUGCUCUGGGGGAGCCGAGGUGCUGAGGCGAGCAGGGAGGAGCGCUAUGAGAAAUUUGACAAAGUGCUUACAGCCCUGUCCAACAGACUGGAACCUUCUCAGCAGGCAGAAUGAUGCAUAUUGUACUUGUCUAACUCUAAAAUGUGUAUUUUUUAUUUUCCUUGAAUAAGUGCAACGGGUUUUUUUGUAAAGUAUGUGGCGGAAUAACAUUUCAAAUUCUUUUCAACUUUUAUAUGGUUUGUAAAUAAUGUAGAUAAAUAUACUAUUCAGAUUUCAAAGUAUGAUUCACAUUAUUUUUGUUUACUUCUAUGAAAUAAUCUGUGAUUUCUCUAUAAAUUGAUUUUUAAAUUAUGUUUCUUAUGACUUACAUAUACCUUUAUACUCUUUUAUGGGGUCAAAACCUUUUUCUCAAAUUAAACCAGUUCAGUUGAAGUCAAGAAGCUAUUAUUGUCAUUUCUACCACAUAUA
Messenger RNA from Silurus meridionalis, 2443 nucleotides. It is a transcript of the gene sh2d3cb, whose product is annotated as SH2 domain containing 3Cb. The record is from RefSeq and is a predicted model, not a curated record. Gene Ontology annotation, biological process: small GTPase-mediated signal transduction; positive regulation of peptidyl-serine phosphorylation. NCBI's taxonomy places the organism in Eukaryota, Metazoa, Chordata, Actinopteri, Siluriformes, Siluridae. The transcript has 11 exons. Gene Ontology annotation, molecular function: phosphotyrosine residue binding; guanyl-nucleotide exchange factor activity. Bases 176 to 2089 code for a protein of 637 amino acids.